Molecule: messenger RNA, 4768 nt
Organism: Acanthaster planci (crown-of-thorns starfish)
Lineage: Eukaryota; Metazoa; Echinodermata; Asteroidea; Valvatida; Acanthasteridae
Product: H(+)/Cl(-) exchange transporter 6-like
Biological process (GO): transmembrane transport; chloride transport
Cellular component (GO): lysosomal membrane; intracellular membrane-bounded organelle
Molecular function (GO): voltage-gated chloride channel activity
Source: RefSeq, a predicted model, not a curated record
ACCAGGCUGUGCACAAAUAUUGCACUGACAGACGUACGCACUGCCAACAUUUUUGAUAGGCCCUAUUUUGUUUUCCUAAGCAUGACACGUCUAAAGUCCACGUAAACUGUUCAUGUUACUGUGAUCCCCCGGCAAGGUUGUGGCGAUGUGCACAUUAUGCAAGACUAACAGAGGUAUGGUCCUGUCUUCGGGAAAGGUUUUUCUGCGGUGAAUUUGGGGUAGGCAUGGAGUCGCUGUUGUGUGGCUGUUGCUCCAGAUGCCGACGGCGGGACAGGUCAAGCUCCACAAGGAGUGUCAGAAGUGAGGAGUUGAAUUUGUUGACUGGUCCCUUACCACAUGGGGGCAAUGGUUGGAUACCAGUUAAAGACUAUGAGAGCUUGGAUUACGACAUCUGCCACAAUGCCCCCUACCAGGAAAUGGUGGAACAGGACCGAACGUGGACAAGCCGCCAUUUGAACCUGAUGCGCUGGGUCGUCACCGCGGCCAUCGGGGUCGGCACGGGACUAGUUGCCGUUUUCAUUGACGUCUGUGUCAACUUGUUGAGCCACUUGAAAUACAGCACUGUCAAAGAUUCAAUCUUUGUCUGCAUGGAGGACGGCUGCCUUGUCCUAUCUCUUCUCAUCCUGCUGGGAUUCAGCGCAGGCUUUGUACUGAUUGCCAGCGUACUCGUUGCAAUAGAGCCUAUCGCAGCAGGGUCGGGUAUCCCCGAGAUCAAAUGUUACCUGAACGGUAUCAAGGUCCCCCACGUCGUCCGCCUGAAGACGCUCCUCUCCAAAGCUGUUGGUGUCCUCUUCAGUGUCUCUGGCGGCUUGUUUGUGGGCAAAGAGGGUCCUAUGAUCCACAGCGGAGCCAUCGUCGGUGCUGGAAUCCCCCAGUUCCAGAGCAUCACCUUCCGCAAGCUCAAGUUCAACUUUCCCUAUUUCCGGACGGACAGGGAUAAAAGGGAUUUCGUCUCCGGAGGCGCAGCGGCAGGUGUUGCGGCUGCCUUCGGCGCUCCCAUCGGAGGGGUUCUGUUCAGCUUGGAGGAAGGCUCUUCCUUUUGGAACCAGUCGCUGACGUGGAGAACGUUUUUCUGCGCCAUGUGCGCCACGUUUACGCUGAACUUGAUGCUGUCCGGGCUGGAUUACCAGCAGUGGGGGGCUAUGGACCAACCUGGUCUCAUUGAUUUUGGCAUCUUUGACAGGUGCGACAAAGGUAGCUCGGACAACUGUAACCUGUGGACGGUGCUGGACCUACUCAUUUUCAUCGUGAUGGGUUUUGUGGGUGGACUCUUGGGGGCGCUCUUCAAUUUCCUGAACACCAAGUUGACUGUCUACAGGAUGAAGCAUCUCGGCAGUCGUCGGAAGUUUGUCAGGGUGGUAGAGGCUCUCCUGAUCGUCAUGGUUACGGCCUCAGUGGCAUUUGUCGCUGCCAUGACGUUGGGUAAAUGCAAGAAGCUUCCAUCCUCUAAUGGUUCAAGGCCGGGCAACUCUUCAAUGCCCUGGUCCUCCAACGUUACCAAUAGCAACGGCACCGAGCUCACCUUCUUUUGCCCGGAGGGAUACUACAACGACAUGGCCACCCUGUUCUUCAACUCCCAGGAGAUAGCCAUCAAGGAGCUGUUCCACGAAGCUGGCAAGUUCAGCUUGCAGUCCUUGGGCAUCUUCUUUGGGCUGUUCUUCCUGUUGGCCUGUUGGACGUACGGCGCUAUGGUUCCCAGCGGUCUCUUUGUGCCAUGCCUGCUGUGCGGAGCGGCCUACGGGCGAAUUAUUGGCAACAUCCUGAAUGAAUACACAGGAUAUCCGAACAUCAGCAACAUCUACUCGGGGACGUUUGCGCUGAUCGGGGCGGCCUCGUUCCUGGGUGGGGUCGUGCGCAUGACGAUCAGCCUCACGGUCAUCCUGAUCGAGUCCACCAACGAGAUCAGCUACGGCCUGCCCAUCAUGGUCACCCUCAUUGUGGCCAAGUGGUCAGGCGACUUGUUCAAUAAUGGCCUGUACGACAUCCACAUCGAACUCAAAGGCCUGCCGCUACUGGGAUGGGAACCGCCGAGGAAGAUGGAAAGGUUACGCGCCCGCCAGAUCAUGGAGACCAGGCUGACCUACAUUUACCCACACACCCGCGUGCGCUCCCUCGUCAACAUCCUGCGCACCACCAAGCACCACGCGUACCCAGUGGUCACCGAAAACCAGCACAUGAGGGCCGCGACAACGGAAGCCGCGGCAACAGCGCCAAAUAACACGGACGCCACAGUAGCCAGCAAGAACAUGCUAUAUAAGCGGGACAGCACGUUGUCUCGGUCGGAAGAACAGAGGAACCGAUCAUCCUCCGUCCGUUCUGUGGAGAUGCUCCGAGUUCAUCACAUGAGUCGCUUGGCAGCGGACUACAACUUGGCGCGCAGCAGGCAGGACAGCGUGGAGAACACGGAUGAGUUUGAUCGAGUCUCACUCCGAACGGAUCCCAGUGGUUAUCCGAGCUGGUUAGCAGACCUAGAGAGCGUGGACGGCAACGAGGACAUACUGGAUGACUGUCGACCCCUGACCUUUCACGGGGUCAUCCUGAGGACCCACCUCAUCAUGUUGCUGAAGAAGAAAGUGUGCUACGACGAGAACACUUCGAGUUCAUGCCAAGAGGAGCUAUCCUACGGAGAGUUGACGGAGGACUAUCCGCGAUUUCAAGACAUCCACGACAUUGACCUCAACGCCAUCAACCACAACAUGAUCAUGGACGUCACCUCCUUCAUGAACCCUUGCCCUUACACCGUCACCCCGGAAACCCCCGUCUCCAAGGUCUUCAACCUCUUCCGGACCAUGGGCCUGCGACACCUCAUGGUCAUCAACAGCUGUGGCGAGAUCCUUGGCAUAAUCACGCGGCACAACCUGACGGAGGAAUUUCUGGAGGAAAAGCUGGAGAUGUACAGAGACCCGCCCCGGGCUUGCAGCGGUCUAGACGCCGACAGUGGGACGCAGUCCACCCAUUAACAUUCCAGAUUGGUGAUUAGUGUCCCCGGAAGGGAUUUGAUUCUGGGAGGGAGGAUUAAUAGGGGUGGGCAUUGUUGGGGUUUAUUUGGGGGGGGGGGUAGAAGUUCUUCGGUGGGGAUAGGCAAAGCACCCAUCACUAGUAAACCGAUAAACCUCCCUGCCUCUUCCAGUAAGAAGCUGGCCCCCAUCGGCAAAACUAUAAGCAUCAAAAUGAUCUAUUGUUCUGGUGAUGUCUCCCUCCCGCAUGCCCACAGCUGGCAACGGGGGCUGAGGAGAUAUUGUUUUUUUAAAAACUUGUAAAAACUUUUCUUAGAAUACGUUUAAAUUUGUCCAAGUUCGCAUGCCCAUGUUUCGUUUUUGAAGUUUGCCAAUUUGCACCCUUGAGAAACUCUUCAGAUUUUUUUUUUUUACUUUUCAAUUCAAGAAAAAAAAAAAUCAGGAAGAUUACUCAAUGAGACAAGGGAAAAUUUCAAGAUCACAGAUUUCAACUCAUUUGCGUACUCGUAUAUACAACGUACUUCAAGCCACCGGUGAAACAGUUACUUUGUAGCAUUAUUUGUAUAGCAUCAAUGUGUUUAUGUUUGUACACGCUACGGUAUUGCCCUAUUUACUUAAUACACUAUAAAAUCUUUUAUACCAUUGCCCGUUUAUGAGGGCUGAGUGAUUGUUACCAACCUUGCCUUGAGUUAUUCAGUGCCAUAUUUCAUGUUAUGGAUGUAUUUCAGCAAUGCAUCAUUCAACUAUGUCUUUGAUGUUUGAUGCUGAUUAAUUCUUAGUUUUUGUACAAUUCAUACUAGCAAACACCAUGAGCUUGGAGGCUGGUUUCCUCCAUUUGGUGUGAUGACCAUUCUAGGCUGUUGAAACAGUGCUGUAAGGGGUACCGAAGUGAAUACGUCAUGUGCCCACUUGUGUUUGUGAAAGACAUUAGCGUGAGAACCGGCGCGUGAACCAACACUCGCGCAUACUCCAUUCGUUUGUAUGGCACUUCCUCAUAUUCAAAAUGAUUAUCCCACUUCGGUACUCUUUUGGACAACUGUCAUAUAUUGUUCCUAUUUAAGUUCUAGAAAACCAAAACUGAGGAAUAUUAUUUUCAUGUCGCCGAGGUGACUGGUCAUCGCUUUCAGCCUCAUCAUUAGUAUUCACUUCCAAACGUAAAAUGAUUUGUCCAUCGGACAGUUGUAAAGACAGGUUACAAGGGCCAUUUUUCAAGCUCCCACCACGCCGUCCGAUUUUCGGCUGUCUUCAUCUUCAGAAGCCUCCCGUUAGCGACAAGCACCUGAAUCAAAUGGAAAGACUCCGGAUCUUGGCAAUAACAAUUUGUAUUUGACGGGCUGGGACAUUUCAGUGGCUGAAGAAUGGAUCUGUGUACACUUUCGGGGGAAGGGGGAGGGCCCGUGGUUCCCCCCCCCCACUUUUUCAACUGGUGGUUACCCCUCCCCCAUACUGUUGGCAGGUUCUUUUAUUGGGCCGAGGCUUAAUACACCCCCCCCACCCCAGCUCUGAAAACUGUUCUGCUACUGUUGUCCAUGUAUGAGUCUGGUCAAGGGCUUUCAAUCCACAAUCAAAGAAGUUCGAGAAAUGACCGAGGAUGGACAAUGCAAGCAAGGUCACUUAUCUCCCUCACGUGCCUUAUGAAACAAAGUAUUAAAGUGAACACAGAGCAUUGUGAUUUUUGUGACAAUAUGCAAAUUCUUCUGAAUCAUUGUACUGUAAUUGUACUCGCCGCAUCCAGUUCUGAAUAAUGUCUAUUUUUAUACAGUGAUUACCAAAUAUCGAGAGAAAAUAAAAACAAAUUUAUCUCCAACUGU